GCCAUGGCCAGAGCUAGGGGCUUUGCUUCGCUGAAGCAGGUCCGACCCAUGGCUGCUAGGCAGGCAGCCAAAGCUCAUGCCAGGCCAUUUCUCGAAGCGGUGCCGCCGGAGGAGGUUGCGGAAGAUGCCUGCACGCUUUGCAAGCGCCACCUGAG
Symbiodinium sp. CCMP2456 is the source of this 155-nucleotide messenger RNA. Lineage: Eukaryota; Dinophyceae; Suessiales; Symbiodiniaceae. The record is from the annotation of a GenBank genome assembly.